AAAAUGAAGAGGAAGGAUAUAAUACUUCUGUUAUUCUUAUGCGUUUUGCAUUUCUUUCUAAACUUUAUGAGGCUUUACCGCCGAAAAUUGAAAACAGACGGCGAGAACAAAAGACGCGGCCUAGCAUAUUGAACAACUGUUCAAUGAUUCAACGGCGUUCAUAGGUUAUAUAAGCGGCCUGGAACAUUCAACAGCUGAUCGAUAUAAUAGCACGCGCUGUUUAUAUUGGUUCAAAACGAUGGAGUGCGUGAGUUGUGCGAAUGUAACUAAUAAAUACAAAUGCAGCAAGUGCUUAGCUCCCUACUGCUCUUUGUGUUGCUAUCAAAAGCACAAGGAAUCGACGCAAUGUGAGGAAGUUGCCAGAUCACAGGAGACAACUCGCCACCAACAGCUUGGCAAGCUUGCACCCGAAGAAGAGGAGCCAACGGUAUACGCACCCUUCAGUACGGAAGAUACCAUUCAGCCUGCUCUGCUCCAGAAGUUGGACAACUACGAGCCACUGCGUGAACUGCUUUACAAUCCGCAUCUGCGUUCGCUGCUCCAGCAAAUUGAUGUUGCGCAUAAUGCAAAUCUAACAAUGACAGCCGCCAUGCAAGAACCACUUUUCAUUGAAUUCGCCAACGCCUGUCUGCAGGUUGUUGAACCGAUGACAGAAGAGGAGCGCGCCGAGUUGCAGCUGUCCAGUUGAUAAGCAUUUAACACUACUAGUAAUGUAUUUAGUAUAUGAAAUUAUACGUAAGGAAAUUAAAGUAAAACAGUUAAUAAACAAUUCGAAUUACAUAUGAAUUACA
This is a messenger RNA of Drosophila innubila, 791 nucleotides long. Its product is annotated as zinc finger HIT domain-containing protein 3. Gene Ontology annotation, cellular component: pre-snoRNP complex; nucleus. The record is from RefSeq and is a predicted model, not a curated record. The transcript has 3 exons. The coding region runs from base 239 to 688 and encodes 149 amino acids. Gene Ontology annotation, molecular function: protein binding. NCBI's taxonomy places the organism in Eukaryota, Metazoa, Arthropoda, Insecta, Diptera, Drosophilidae. Gene Ontology annotation, biological process: box C/D snoRNP assembly; snoRNA localization; maturation of LSU-rRNA from tricistronic rRNA transcript (SSU-rRNA, 5.8S rRNA, LSU-rRNA).